Molecule: messenger RNA, 870 nt
Organism: Trichosurus vulpecula (common brushtail)
Lineage: Eukaryota; Metazoa; Chordata; Mammalia; Diprotodontia; Phalangeridae
Product: mast cell tryptase-like
Exons: 6
Coding region: 1-870 (289 amino acids)
Biological process (GO): proteolysis
Molecular function (GO): serine-type endopeptidase activity
Source: RefSeq, a predicted model, not a curated record
AUGGGGAGGAUGCAACCCGGGGACAUGGACAUGAUUCUAUGCCUGCUGUUCCUGACCUUUCCCCUCCUGGGGAGUUCAGUCCCUCUGAUUCAAGACAGGGAGCAAGUUGGCGUUGUUGGAGGCCAGGAGGCUGCGAAGGGGGAAUGGCUUUGGCAGGUCAGCCUCAGGUUUGAGGCACGAUACUGGGUACACAUUUGUGGUGGCUCCCUCAUCCAUCCCCAGUGGGUACUGACUGCUGCCCACUGCAUUGGCACGUUCCCCGUGGAGCCUUCAUGGUACAUGAUCCAACUGAGGGAACAGCACCUGUACUAUGAAGACAAGCUCCUGCCCCUGACGAAGAUCAUUAUUUUCCCCAACUACACUGCUGCUGCAAGGGGUGGGGAUGUUGCUCUGCUAAAACUGAAGAACCCUGUGGAGCUGUCCAGUCAUAUCAAGCUCAUUAGCCUUCCUACCGCCAAGGAGACCUUUCCCUUGGAUUCGGAAUGUUGGGUGACUGGCUGGGGGGAUCUUAAUUCUGGAGUGAGCUUGCCCCCUCCCUACACCCUGAGGCAGGUACAAGUACCUUUGUUGGAUACACAGAAAUGUGAUGAAGAGUAUCAUAAUGGAGCAUACACCAGCUCAUCUGUGAGGAUAAUUAUGGAUGACAUGCUUUGUGCUGGCAAAGCCGGUGUAGACUCCUGUCAGGGUGACUCUGGGGGGCCCCUGGUCUGCAAAGUUGGGGACUCCUGGAAGCAGGCUGGCGUGGUGAGUUGGGGAGUAGGCUGUGGCCUUCCCCACAGGCCUGGCAUCUAUACUCGAGUCACAAGCUAUGUGGAUUGGAUCAACGAGCACAUUUCCCCACGCUCCUCUACAAACCCAGUUAGCAUCUAA